AUGAGAAAAUUCACCCUGCACACCGACCACAAGCCUCUGCUCGCCGUUUUCGGUUCAAAAAAAGGAAUUCCUGUGCACACCACCAAUCGCCUACAACGGUGGGCGCUCAUUCUUCUGUCGUACGACUUCGAAAUAAAGCACAUUUCAACUGAUGACUUCGGCUAUGCUGACGUGCUUUCCCGGCUCAUUGAUACCAAAAUCAAACCGGAAGAAGAUUUCGUGAUUGCUUCCGUUCAUCUAGAGGGAGAAAUUACUGCUACGAUCGAUGCGGCAAUAAACGUUUUACCAAUCAACUUCAAGCAUCUACAAGCGGCUACAAUCAAGGACAAAACUCUUCAAACAGUCAUCAAAUUCGUCCAGUCAUCGUGGCCCAAGUCAGUGAAGCAGGUUGAAGAUUCGAUUCGUCCGUUCUACGCUCGCAAAGAUGCACUAUCUGUGGUUCGCGAGUGCCUCAUUCUAGCAGAUCGAGUUGUUGUUCCGCAUAUUUAUCAGCAACAGAUUCUCAAGGCUCUCCACCAUGGUCAUCCGGGACAAGAUAGAAUGAAAGCGAUGAUGCGUAGCCACGUCUACUGGCCUGGAGUAGACCAAGAUGUCGAGGACUUCGUACGAUCCUGCCGAGCUUGCGCCGCUGUCGCGAAGGCUCCUACUAAAACUUUGCUGUCAUCCUGGCCCAAAUCAAGUCGUCCUUGGCAACGGCUCCACAUAGAUUACGCGGGACCAUUUGAAGGUAAUUACUUUUUGGUGAUCAUCGACUCCUACAGCAAAUGGCCUGAAAUCCUUCGAACUUCAUCGAUCUCCGCCAAAGUGACUACCGAGUUGCUUGUGGAAACAUUCGCACGCUAUGGCCUACCAGAAACCAUCGUAAGCGACAACGGGACGCAGUUUUCUUGUAGCCUUUUCAAAGAACUGUGCGACUCCCUGGACAUUUUGCACAUUCGAACUGCGCCGUAUCAUCCACAAUCAAACGGCCAAGCUGAACGGUUUGUGGACACACUUAAGCGGAGCCUGAGGAAGAUUAUGCCUGAAACACACAACUCCAUCACACGAUCACUGCAAAUAUUUUUGGCUGCCUAUCGAGCUACUCCCAACAAGUCAGCACCUAAUGGUCUGUCGCCUGCUGAAAUUUUGAUGGGGAGGAAACACCGUACAACUCUGGACUUGCUCAAGCCACGUUCAGAGCGAACAACACCACUUGAGCGAAACCAACUCCAAGAAGAGCAGUUUAACCGAAGGCACGGGGCACAAAAGCGACAGUUCGAGAAAGGAGACCCUGUCUACGCCAGCAUUUUGAUUCAAGGAAAGCUCGUCUGGCUGAUUGGCACCAUUAUUGAACGCAUCGGUACUGUUAACUACAACGUCUGGCUGGAAGAAAAGAAGCGGCUCAUCAAGUCACAUGCAAACCAACUCCGUGCUCGGGGGGACUCAAAAGUCGAGGCCUACCCGGAAGAAGCUGCAUCGGAGGUCAAGCUGCCUCUGCACAUCCUGCUCCAAGACUUCGAUCUCGGCGAAGAUCCAGCAACACCUGAGGUUCCCAGUAUCCAGAAAGUGGCGAAGGCACCAUGCGAGUAA
Messenger RNA from Uranotaenia lowii, 1569 nucleotides. RefSeq lists its product as uncharacterized. The transcript has a single exon. Bases 1 to 1569 code for a protein of 522 amino acids. Lineage: Eukaryota; Metazoa; Arthropoda; Insecta; Diptera; Culicidae. Gene Ontology annotation, molecular function: nucleic acid binding. The record is from RefSeq and is a predicted model, not a curated record. Gene Ontology annotation, biological process: DNA integration.